AUGGUGGACUGGCAGAGCAUUGUGACUCGAACGACUGAAUUCGCGGAACUGAGGUCGCUAUCCAUCAUAUUCAACGGGAUAUACCUUAGCCAUGAAUUCGUGUGCUUCGUCGCUUACGAUUGGAAGCUCUUAACUCGCAAGGGCGCCUCAGAGCAUACAUCUCUCCUGAUCAAGAGUGUCAAAGUGACGUAUCUAUGCUGCCGCUAUCUCGCCCUUAUAUCAGCCGUCACAGAGCUCUACAUGUACUUUCGUCUUUACCAAGGGUACCUGCCAUGCGAGGUUUUGAUGACGAUGUCAACGGGGAUCGGGGCUCUAGCAACAACUUGUUCGUCGGCACUGAUUGCUAUCCGCGCUCUAACGCUAUGGCGCUGGAAUGCUCGCAUUACUGCUCUGAUCGGCAUCGCGUUUCUUGCUCUUCUGGGUACAGAUAUACAAUCUACUGUACUGGUGCGAUCAACAUACGAACCCGCCUUCAGCCUCUGCUCUACGGAACACGCGAACCAUAGCCUCCCGAACCUGCUUUCGCUCCUUAUCUGCGACGUCGUGGUGCUGACGUGCCUUCUGACUGGUCUUCGCCGCUGGCACGAUCCGCGGAAGAAAUGGGGCGCCUUUCGCUUGUGGACAAUACUCUGGAAUCAAGGUGUUAUCUACCUCGUUCUUGCAUCAGCUACUGAAGUUCCUGCCGUGGUUUUCUUACUUCUGCGCUUGAACUCGGUCAUGAAUUCAAUGUUCACGACCCCACUCGUUGUGAUACUUGUCGUCGCCACGACGCGCUUCUACCGCUCCUUGCACUCGUUCACGCCGAAUCAAACACGGGACGACUUUACGAAUACUGUACGCUUUGCGACCGUUGACAUUGGGACGAGAGGCGAACAUGACGAGGACGGGUUCGAAAUGGCCCGCCGCCGAUAA
Molecule: messenger RNA, 912 nt
Organism: Peniophora sp. CBMAI 1063
Lineage: Eukaryota; Fungi; Basidiomycota; Agaricomycetes; Russulales; Peniophoraceae
Source: the annotation of a GenBank genome assembly